CUCGUCCUAACGAAAGCGGAAGGAUGGCAAGCGGUCAGAAUGCUAGUAGUCCAGUAGUGAAAGAGCACUUGUACAAAGUCCUAGUCAUAGGAGAAUUCGGCGUCGGUAAGACAUCUCUAAUUCGUCGCUACACUGAAGGCUUUUUCUCUCCAAACUACAAGUUAACUAUUGGCGUGGAUUUUGCAUUAAAAACGCUUCAAUGGGAUGAUAAAACGAAGAUCAACUUGCAGCUGUGGGACAUUGCUGGUCAUGAGCGUUUUGGUCAUAUGACAAGAGUUUAUUACAAAUACGCCAUAGCAGCAAUCAUUGUCUAUGAUUUGUCAAGACCAGCAACCUUUGACUCAGUCUUGAAGUGGCAUAAAGAUGUUAAUCAGAAGGUAAUGCUGGCCAAUGAGCAACCAGUGCCUAUUCUUCUACUUGCAAAUAAGUGUGAUCUUGAAGAUGCACACUUUGAUCCCAACCAGUUGGAUGAGUUCUGCAAAGAGCAUAAAUUCACUGGGUGGUUCCCAACGUCAGCAAAAGAUAAUCAAAAUGUUGAUGACGCCAUGACCUUCUUGGUGACAAAAAUCCUUAGUCUUCAGUCAACAGGCCAAUCACAUCCACAAGAUUAUAUAUCACUGAAAGAUAGAGACGAUGAACAGAAUGAAUCAGAAGGUGAAGAUGAGAAGCAGUCACAGUCAGAAGAAGAGGGCAGAAGAUGUUGUAAUAUCUAAACAUGAACUGAGCUUGAAGUUCGGUUAUUUCCUCUUUUCCAGUUAAUAACAAAUUUUAAUCAACUAUCAUCAAGCCAUGAAA
Corticium candelabrum is the source of this 795-nucleotide messenger RNA. RefSeq names its product ras-related protein Rab-32B-like. NCBI's taxonomy places the organism in Eukaryota, Metazoa, Porifera, Homoscleromorpha, Homosclerophorida, Plakinidae. Gene Ontology annotation, cellular component: trans-Golgi network; lysosome; Golgi apparatus. Gene Ontology annotation, biological process: endosome to lysosome transport; phagosome-lysosome fusion. The transcript has 10 exons. Gene Ontology annotation, molecular function: GTP binding; GTPase activity. Bases 24 to 713 code for a protein of 229 amino acids. The record is from RefSeq and is a predicted model, not a curated record.